AUGAUGACAGAUAAUGAACGUUCAAGAUUUCGCAGCGCAAUGUGGGGUAUUCGUCAAACAACCUAUAGAGAAUUGGGAGUGAUUCAUUCCAGUUAUAGCACUUCACCGGGUGCUCAUGGUGGCCCCGCAUUUUUGCCAUGGCAUAGAGAGUUCAUCAAAAGGUUGACAUGAAG
This is a messenger RNA of Strongylus vulgaris, 173 nucleotides long. The record is from the annotation of a GenBank genome assembly. Lineage: Eukaryota; Metazoa; Nematoda; Chromadorea; Rhabditida; Strongylidae.